Molecule: messenger RNA, 2556 nt
Organism: Closterium sp. NIES-67
Lineage: Eukaryota; Viridiplantae; Streptophyta; Zygnematophyceae; Desmidiales; Closteriaceae
Source: the annotation of a GenBank genome assembly
CUAGAUUCUGCCGCGUUCAUUUCGUCUCGGAAUCCUCUUGACCAUGGCUCCUUCCCAGAAAUAGUCUCCAAGCUCGGACCAGAUUGUUGGACUAGUGUGAUCGCGUUCCGCGCAAAACAAUUCGCCGCUCGCCUGUUUGAUCGUGCUCGGCCGCGUAGCGUCUUGUCUGGUGAAAACGCUUCGACCUGCAUUUUAGGUCGCGAUCUUUCCUGGCUGGUUACCAGCUGCCGUGCCUGCUGCCUGGUUUCGGUAGCGUUGCUCUCGUCGUCGACGAAUUCGCAGCCAUGGUGAUUCGCAUACAUCGAAGUCCGUGCGAUCCCCGAGCGAACUGAACGUUUGUUACAGAACACGCUCUCGUCCUUCGCCAAUCGUUGCGUUGUCUAGUACCUCCUCGUCGCAUCGUCUUUCACGAAGCCGAGCGAACAAAAUUCGUCUCGUUACCGCUGCCCCGCGUCGUAAUCGAAUCCCUAUUUUCCGAUAGCCGAUCCUUCAUGUUUUGAUAAGCGGAAGACACUGACCGGAAUUCAACCAUGGACCUAGACGGAAUGAUCAGCGGAGGGGGAAGGGGGGCCGGGGGGAGGCGGGGAAGAGGCGUGUGCAGAUUCUGGCUGGAGGGUAACUGUAGAAAAGGUGACAAUUGCGAAUAUUUACAUACUGAUUCCUCUGGGGGCGGGGGCGGGGGCGGGUUCGGCGGAGGUGGCGGGGGGUUCGGCGGUGGAGGGGGAAGAGGCAGAGGCGGAAACAGGGGCGGGGGAGGUGGCUGGGGAGGACAGGGAUGGGGGGGAGGCGGAGGAGGGGGAGGCGGGGAGGAGACGGCGGGGGAUUUGAUGAUCGGGGGGGAAGAGGGGUUUUGGGCAGGCGGAAUGCAGACACUCAGGGGGAUGGCGGAAGUUUUGGCGGGGAGCGGCGGGGGAGGCGGCGGGGAGAGGCGCAUUCCGCGGCGGAAAGCUUGCAAGUUCUGGCUGGGGGGGAGCUGUAACCGCCACAACUGCAACUUCCUACAUGCUCACACGACUGCUGCUGACGUGGAGAUGAUGACUGAGCUGACGGGGCACGAGAAGGUGGUGCGCGCCAUAGCACUUCCCGAGAGCUCCUCGCAGCUGUACACGGGCAGUCAGGACGGCACUAUCAGAGUGUGGGACUGCACCACGGGGCAGUGUGUGAGCGUUGCCGCCAUGGGAGGGGAUGUGGGAGCGCUGAUCACCAACUCUGGAUGGCUCUUUGUCGGCCUGCCCAACCUUGUCAAGACGUGGGUGCUGGCGAGUGGAGUGCAGAGCGACUUGCCAGGGCCAACAGGAUCCGUGCACCAGCUCCUGCUGCACAACGGCAUGCUGUUUGCGGCCUGCAGUGACGGCAAGAUUCUGUGCUGGAAGUUCAACCCGGCCUCGCAGCAGUUUGAGCCCGUGGCGUCGCUGACAGGUCACACGGCUGCUGUGGUGUGCCUUGAGGCCACGGCCACGCACCUCUUCUCAGGAUCCAUGGAUAAGAGCAUCAGAAUAUGGGACCUGAGCACGGGAGCAUGUGUGCACACGGUGCUUGCUCACGACCACGUGGUGAUGGCGCUGGUGGCAUGGCACACUCAUCUCCUCUCCUGCUCGCUUGACGGCACAGUUAAGGUGUGGGCGCCAUCAGCCGCGGGAGGGGGGCGCUAUCGACCUCGCUUUCACUCACACAGAUGCGGACGACAAAGGGGGGAGCGGGCCAGAGCGACAGAGAACCUGAUGGAGCCCUGGCCAUGCGGGGUGAGCACGGACCUAGCGGGCAAUCAGGUGCUCAUGGUGGCGUACAGUGACAACUCUGUGCGACUCUACGACCUUCCAUCGUUCACGGAGCGAGGGGCACUGUUCACCGUGCAGGAAGUGCGGUCGCUGUGUGUGGGGCCGAGCGGGCUCAUGUUUACUGGAGACAGUGCAGGGACCGUCAAGGUGUGGCGAUGGACGCAGUGAGAGCUUUAAGGGGAGGAAGGGAUGGGUAAAGAGUACAGGGGGCGUUGAGGUGCGGCUGCUGUGUGUGUGGGGGCCUGAGUGGGCCCAUGUUGACCAGAGGCAGCACAGGGAAGGUCAAGGUGUGGUGGUGGACACAGUGAAGGAGGUUCAUCAGUUGCUGGGGGGGGAGGGAGGGGGGAAGAAACUAUCAAGGUGCGGUCGCUGCGCGUGGGGUCCAGUGGGCUCAUGUUUACUGGGGCAGCGGAGGGAUGGUCAAGGCGUGGUGCUGGAUGCAGUGACAGGCAGGAGAGUUUCAAGAUAUUUCACUCGGUGCAGUGCGGCCCAAAAGCAGCAAUGAUGCAGUUGUUGUUACCGUGAGGGGACCAGCCAAGGCUCAUGUAGGGCAACGUGUUUAUUGUAGGCUCGGAAUGGAAGCAUUGGUAGCGUUUGACUUGUUUAGGGUUUGGACUACGGAUGUAGCAAGUCUCAUAAGCCUGUUUAGGGUGCUAUUAGAUAGAGGCAAGGCAGAUCCAAACUGCUUGAAUCAAUGGCAGCCUAGGAUGGAUAAGGGGGAUCUAGGAGAGCUCAGGGGAAUAGUGGAGGUAAGAAAGUGUGCAUCCAACUUAUGGGG